Dimorphilus gyrociliatus is the source of this 13018-nucleotide messenger RNA. The record is from the annotation of a GenBank genome assembly. NCBI's taxonomy places the organism in Eukaryota, Metazoa, Annelida, Polychaeta, Dinophilidae.
ACAACCUUGGCAACAGCAAGACCCGGAUAAAUAAUGGAUUUUUGAAAUAAAUUGAAGUUUUAAUAGGUUCAAAGCUUAUAGUAUGCUGUAUAUAACUAAGAAGAACUAAAUCUUUCUAUUCUAAAGAUUGUACGUUAACAGGGAAUACUCGAUAUCAAACUAUUAAUUAAGAAAGUACAAAGUUGACAAGUUUGUCAAGCUAUAAUUUAAGAUGUCAUCAGCUGCAGCCCAUUUGCAGGACUAUAAUGGCAUAGGUUCUGCUAGGAAGAAGAAAUGUUUACCAGUACCGGAAAAAGCACAUGGAAGCGAGGUUGGUUUACCGAUGCUGAGUUUGCGCUCCAAUCGAGAAGAUCAAAACACACCCGAAUUUUCCUCCAGUAACUUAUUAAGUAAUAAAAUGAAACUACCAGUCUUACCUCCAUUACCUCCGGAGGAGAGAGAUCACCCUUCCGAUUUGUAUAAAAUGGUACAAAAACAUGGUGAACACCCUCCAAUAAUGAGGGCUUCUUGGACUCAAGCUGCUCCUUUUAAGGAGCAAAAGUAUUAUAGGACUCCUAGUCAGUCUAUUGGUAAUAAUUAUACACCAACCGCAAGCGAUCUGACCAUGAAUGACAUUCCAAGGAUAAAAAAGGAAAUGUCAUUCUUGCAAAGGACACCAAGAAAUAGAACUUCGCUCGACUUGACUACUUUAAAAAGUAGAAAGAGAAAGUUAGACGAAAAGAUCAUACAAAGAGAUAACAACGGCGAAAGGAGUAGACCAUUGACUCCUGUAGAGCAAUUAGAUAUAAUGAAAACAAUUGAAGAGGACGAGGCAAGAGACAUAGAAGAGCCUCGAGAUCAGGAUUUAGAGCGCUACUAUUAUUAUAUAAAUAGAGGUAUAAGCGCUGAUAUGCUAGCCGCUCAGGACAGAGACAUUAUGGAUCGCAUUGAUCGUUUAAUACCAAAUAAAUUCCUUACGAAAUCAGCUUUUGCCUCUAAUCUCUUGGCACCUUUGUACUCGAAUUUAAAGGAAGAAGUAAGGGAAGAUUACGAAAUGAGCCUGAAAAAAGCUAUCGUUGAUUACAUUCUGAAAGAUCCAACUGAGAAGGUUCGAAUUCAUAUUAAGUGGUUACCAAGGCCCUAUCCUCAAAGGGUUAUUCGUGCUCCCGUGCCUUGGCACGAACAAUACACAGAAGCUAAAUACUUUCACCUUAACCAUUUGCAUACGGUCAAUCCUAUGAUGUCACUUUUACAAAAGUUAUGGCUGGAAGAAUUUGCUGAUAAACGAUUCGUAGUCUACGAAGAACUCUUGGAGGCUGAUUUACCGUUUCAUCCGAAAGAUUUUGAACAGGAAGUAAAGAAACAAUGCGCAAGGAUGCACGACGUUUUAAGAAAAAAAUGGGUUCCAAGAGUUUGCGAAAUAUUUAAGGUAAAUCUUAAUCAUUGGAUGCACCUUUGCCCGGAUACUCCUACCGGUUCUAGAGAGAUGGCUGAAGAAUUUUUUAGCUCUAUUGCUAGUUUAAUGUCAAAUCAAUUAAGAAGCUUAACAAUCAAUUCUUUAAAUGACUUUUUAAAGUUUCUACAAAUUCAUAAGAAUGGAAACGAUUUUGGUGAAGAUUAUGUGGAUUUGGUCUAUAAUAUGAAACAGAUUAUGUUAAUCAAAUUACAAGUCGAAGAACCAAAGAUAAUCUUUGAUCCACCAUUUUCCGAAUGUAAAGAAAUUAUUAUAAGGUGUUUUAAAGAGAUAAUAAACUGUAACGACAACAUUCCGAGGGUUGAAAUGGAACUAUUUCCAGACAGUAAAAUGUUACUCAGACCAGUUCGAUUGGAAGAAAGUCUAGUUCAGGAUAUAAUCAAUCAAGCACUGGAAAUUUUUCAAUUAAAUAUAGUUGGACCUCAUAAUUAUUUAAACUCGUACAAGAGUUAUAAUGAUCUUUUGAAUAAUAAAGCUGAACAAGCAGUUGCUAAUUUCCUGAAGCAAGAAGAAAAUGAUAUUCCAGAUUUUAUUAAGAAAAUUAGGGAAUUUCAAAAUUUAAAAGAUGAAAUUGCAUCCUUAAGGAUAACUGUACCACUAUCGAUGUUUUGUUUAAAUUGUUCGGAAUUGAACAACGAUCUAUGUCAGAGGGCAAAUAAACAAAAAGAGCAGCUAAUCUCCUUUGAAGUUAGCCAAAAUCGCAGGAUGAAUAGAGAUAUUGUUCGUCGUUACGUAGAAAUGGAAAACAAAGUUAUGGAAUUACCGGAAGAAACUGAAGAGCUCGUCAAUCUACAGAAAUAUUUAACUAAGCUAUAUGGGAAAGGUAGUAUGGAUAAAACUGUCCACGAACUUAAAAAAGAAAUCAAUGAAGCUGUCUAUAGGCUUAGUUUCCUUUUAGAUUACGCUUUUAUGCCAAAUGAAGAUAUAAAAUUGAAUAGUCAAUUGUUUCAAUGGCCACAAAGAAUUCUUAAUACAUUCGAAACGGCAACAAAUCGUCUUAUGAAUAGAAGAGAUCAAGUUGAAGAUGAAGUUCGCCGUAAGAGGAGAGCAUUCGAAGCUAAAUUAGAAGAAUAUCAUAAAGAAGUUGAAUCGUAUAAGAAGAAAGAGAUUAUGAGCGUUGACGAGAUGAGAAACAAUGUAGAUGCUUUGGCAAAGUUACAAGAAAAUCUUGAUGCUGCUAAAUUAGAGAUGGAACAAGUGAAUACGGAAGAAGAAUUAUUAGGAUGGGAACAAACUGAAUAUAUCCAAUUACCAGCUAUGGUCAAGGCAAAAGAACCAUACGAAAAGCUAUGGAAUACAACCUAUCUCUUCCAUAAAAAGCAAGAAGAAUGGCUCAAUGGUCCGUUUAAACAACUUAAUGCUGAAGAUAUUGAAUCAGAAGUUCAAGACAUGUAUAGAACUUUGUUCAAAUUGAAUAAAUCUUUCCAAGAUCAGGCCGGUCCUCAAAGAGUAGCCAAUGUCUACAAAGCUAAAAUUGACAAAUUCAAGCAAAAUCUACCCAUCUUGGCUGUUAUAUGCAAUCCAGGAAUAAGAGAUAGACAUUGGGCCCAAAUGAGUGAUAUUAUGGAGAUGGAUAUUAAGCCAGGAGAACAGGCUACAUUAUCAAAUAUGCUUGAAUUAGGUUUAAGCAAAUGCUUAGAUAAAUUAGAGGAAAUAAGCGGUGCUGCAAGUAAGGAAUUCUCUUUAGAGAAGAAUCUAAAGAAGAUGAAAGUGGAAUGGACAGACUUGAACUUUGAAUUUGUACCAUAUAGAGAAACGGGUAUUAAAAUCUUAUCCGCAAUUGAUGAUAUUCAAGUCGUUUUGGACGAUCAUAUUAUUAAAGCUCAAACUAUGCAAGGAUCCCCUUUCAUUAAACCAUUCGAAGCUGAAAUGAAAGAAUGGACUGAGAAAUUAGUGUCUAUGCAAGAUAUUAUUGAUGCGUGGCUAAAGGUUCAAGCUACUUGGCUAUACUUGGAGCCAAUUUUCAGCUCUGAAGAUAUUAUGGCUCAAAUGCCUGAGGAGGGGAGAAAGUUUGGUAUAGUUGAUGCAACUUGGAAGGAUAUUAUGUCAGAAGCUUCUAAGGAUAAUCAUUGUUUAAAGGCGACUGACCAACCCAAUAUGCUUAAACGCCUACAAGAGGCUAACGUCCUUUUGGACGAAAUUCAAAAAGGAUUAAACGCUUAUCUAGAAAAGAAACGUCUCUAUUUCCCUCGUUUCUUUUUCUUAUCAAAUGAUGAACUUUUAGAAAUUUUAUCUGAGACAAAAGAUCCUCUUCGAGUUCAACCACACUUGAAAAAGUGCUUUGAAGGUAUCGCUAAAUUGGAAUUUACUGAACAACAGGAAAUUGUUGGGAUGAUUUCAUCCGAAAAGGAAACUGUAGAACUGACACAAAAAAUUGUUCCCGCCAGAGCCAAAGGUAUGGUUGAAAAAUGGCUUUUACAAGUAGAAGAUGUCAUGUUAUCAUCCGUAAGGAAUGUCAUAUCAAAAUCAAUAGAUGGUUAUAAGACAACAGCAAGAAACAAAUGGGUACUUGAAUGGCCUGGUCAAGUUGUAAUUUGUGUUAGUUCUAUUUUCUGGACUGCUGAAGUUACUGAAUCGAUGAAAGACAGUAAAGGCUUAGAUGACUAUUUACAAAAGAGUAAUAAACAAAUAGAGGAAACUGUUGAAUUAGUGAGAGGAAAACUCGAAAGUGGUGCAAGAAUAACUCUCGGAGCUCUUAUCGUCAUAGACGUUCACGCAAGAGACGUUGUAGAGGCCAUGGCCAAGAAAAAUGUAACUAGUGCUAAUGAUUUCGACUGGUUGGCACAGUUACGAUACUAUUGGAUAGAAAAGCAUGUAUCGGUAAGAAUGAUUACAACAGAACUAAGAUACGGUUACGAAUACCUUGGUAACUCUGGACGUUUGGUUAUAACACCGUUGACGGAUCGUUGCUAUAGAACUCUUAUGGGUGCGCUUAAACUAAACCUUGGCGGAGCGCCCGAAGGACCCGCCGGAACUGGAAAAACGGAAACCAGUAAAGAUUUAGCGAAGGCGGUUGCUAAACAGUGCGUUGUUUUCAACUGCAGCGAUGGUUUGGAUUACAAAGCCAUGGGAAAGUUUUUCAAGGGUUUAGCCCAAGCUGGAGCAUGGGCCUGUUUUGAUGAAUUUAAUAGAAUUGAAUUAGAAGUAUUAUCCGUUGUUGCUCAACAGAUCCAGUGUAUUCAACAGGCUAUUAACAGUGGUGAAAAGAAGUUCAAUUUUGAAGGUACUGAACUAUCUCUUAAUCCAACCUGUACUAUGUUUAUUACUAUGAAUCCUGGAUAUGCGGGUAGACAGGAAUUGCCAGAUAACUUGAAAGUUCUUUUCCGUACGGUUGCUAUGAUGGUACCCGAUUAUGCUCUUAUCGGUGAAAUAUCCUUAUAUUCUAUGGGAUUUGUCGAUGCUAGAAGUCUCUCUCAGAAGAUUGUCGCUACGUAUAGAUUAUGCUCAGAACAGCUAAGUUCACAACAUCACUACGAUUACGGUAUGAGAGCCGUUAAGAGUGUUUUAACUGCGGCUGGAAACUUGAAAUUAAAACACCCUGAUACACAAGAACCAGAAUUACUACUUAAAGCUAUUAUGGACGUUAACUUGCCAAAAUUCUUGGCUCAAGAUGUACCUCUUUUUGAAGGUAUUAUCAGCGAUUUGUUCCCUGGUGUCGAAUUGGUUAAACCAGAUUUAGGCGUCUUCUUAGAAGCGUUGAAAGAUAACAUAGCCAAGAGAAAAUUACAACAAGUUCCGUGGUUCAUUGACAAGAUUAUUCAAGUAUACGAAAUGAUUCUUGUCAGACACGGUCUGAUGAUUGUUGGAGAACCUAUGGGUGGUAAGACCAGCGCUUAUCAGGUUCUAGCUGAUGCUUUAGGCGAUUUACACGAAUCAGGACUAAUGGAAGAAUUCAAAGUCUUUUAUAGAAUUAUUAACCCAAAAUCUAUAACAAUGGGGCAAUUAUAUGGUCAAUUUGAUCCCGUAUCCCACGAAUGGUCCGAUGGAGUUUUAGCUAAUACUUUCAGAGAAUAUGCAAGUAAUCCAAGUGAUGAUAGAAAAUGGAUUUUAUUCGAUGGUCCAGUGGAUGCGGUCUGGAUUGAAAAUAUGAACACAGUACUGGACGAUAAUAAAAAACUGUGCUUAAUGUCCGGUGAAAUUAUUCAAAUGAGUAAUUCAAUGAAUCUUAUUUUUGAACCUGCCGACUUGGAGCAGGCUUCACCUGCUACUGUAUCACGUUGCGGUAUGAUUUACUUGGAACCUCAUCAACUCGGUUGGAAACCUUUCAAAGAGAGUUAUAUGUUGCACGAACUACCUAAUACUUUGAGCGAAGAUCAUAAAGAAAUGCUAAAUGAUAUGUUCGAUUGGUUAAUAGAUCCUUGUUUGCAUUUUAUACAGCACAAUUGCAAAAUGCUUAUAAAUACCUCUCCUAUACACCUCGUAUUUACUCUACAAAGGCUACUUACCUGCUUAUUAGACGAAGUAAGAGACAGCGCAACCGAAGGAAAGGAAUUAUCCAAUCAGCAGAUUAUGCUAUGGUUACAAGGUUUAUUCCUUUUCUCACUUGUUUGGACUGUUGGUGGUACAAUAACUGGAGAAAGUCGUAAAAAAUUCGACGUUUUCUUCAGAGAUUUAAUAUCUGGAGCUAAUUCUAAUCAUCCAAAACCAAAAUCAUCCAAGAUUACAAAGAGUAACGCUUUCCCAGAAAGAUCAAGCGUCUACGAUUUCUGCUUCCUAAAGAAAGGAAGCGGAGGUUGGAUUGAUUGGAUGGAAACAAUUGAUAAAGAAAGUACAGAAUUAGCGGCAAAUGCAAAGGUCAGCGACCUUAUUAUUCCUACUAGUGAAACAGCUAGACAGUCCUUCUUUCUAACUACAUAUUUGAUGCAUGAGGUCCCAGUUUUAUUCGUUGGUCCAACCGGAACUGGUAAAUCGGCUAUCACAAACAGCUAUCUUAUUAAAUUACCAAAAGAUCAAUAUAUACCAAAUUGCGUAAACUUUUCUGCUCGAACCAGCGCUAAUCAAACUCAGGAUAUUAUAAUGAGUAAACUUGAUAGGCGCACUGGCAUUCUAAUUCAAGAUCACGAUUCACGUGAUCGUAAACUACGGCGUCGAAAAGGCGUUUAUGGACCUCCAUUGGGCAAGAAAUGUGUCGUUUUUGUUGACGACUUAAAUAUGCCAGCUAAAGAGAAAUAUGGUGCACAACCACCAAUUGAGCUACUACGUCAAUGGAUAAAUCAUGGUCAUUGGUACGAUAGGAAAGAUACUUCCAAGUUAUUCAUAGUUGAUAAUUUGUUUGUCGCGGCUAUGGGACCACCUGGAGGAGGACGAAACGACAUAACAUCAAGAUUUACUCGUCAUUUACAGAUUGUUUCCAUUGAUGAAUUUGACGAUAAUACUAUGAGUAGAAUAUUUACAACAAUUUCAGACUGGCAUUUUGCUAAAGGAUUCGAUCAAGCUUUUAAUCGAUUGGGAAAACUUAUGGUUCAAGCGACGAUGAAUGUUUAUAAACAAACAAUCGUUAGAUUUUUACCAACGCCAACAAAGUCACAUUACGUAUUCAACCUUCGAGAUUUCUCAAGAGUUAUUAGGGGCGUCCUUUUAGUACCAUCUUCAAAGAUGCAGGAACCGGACAAACUACUAAGACUUUGGAUACACGAAGUAUAUAGAGUCUUCUACGAUCGUUUAAUUGACGAUACUGACCGAGAAACCUUUUUCAAUGUCGUAAGAGAAGUUUGUCAGGAUUCUUAUAAACAAAGCAUUGAUAAAAUACUUGGACAUUUGACACUAAGCGGAAAAGUUACAGACGAACACAUUAGAUCGUUACUAUUCGGAGAUUACAUGAAUCCAGAUCAAGGACCAAAAGUCUAUGACGAAGUUACAGAUUUAAAAGAAUUAACAUCAACUAUUGAACACUAUCUUAGUGAAUACAACCAGCUAUCCAAAGCUCCAAUGUCUUUGGUCAUGUUCAAGUUUGCUAUUGAACAUGUGUCAAGAGUUAGUAGAGUAUUAUUGCAGGACAAUGGACACGCCCUCUUAGCUGGUAUUGGCGGUAGUGGAAGACAAAGUGCUACAAAAUUAGCAACAUUUAUGGCAGAUUACGACCUCUUCCAGAUAGAAAUAACAAAAAAUUACUCUAUUAGCGAUUGGAGAGAUGAUAUCAAAAGACUAUUGUUGAAAGCUGGUACAGAAGGUAAACAAAUUGUCUUCCUUUUCUCUGACAAUCAAAUAAAGAAUGAAUCAUUCAUGGAGGAUAUUAGUAUGAUUCUAAAUACUGGAGAUGUGCCGAAUCUUUACGCAUCGGACGAAAAAGCGGAAAUUAUAGAAAAGAUGCAAACAGUAGCGAGAAACGAGGGAAAGAAAGUGGAAGCUACACCGUUAGCUAUGUAUAAUUACUUCAUUGAUCGUGUCAGGCAAAAUUUACAUAUCGUUCUGGCUAUGUCACCAAUAGGAGAUGCUUUUAGAACUAGACUUAGACAAUUUCCAUCAUUAAUUAAUUGCUGUACUAUUGAUUGGUUCCAAGCUUGGCCGGAGGAUGCUUUAGAAAUGGUGGCUAAUAAGUUCCUUGAAGAAGUUGAUUUAGAAGAUAAUAUAAGGACUGAGAGUGUAUCGAUGUGUAAAUACUUUCACGAAAGCGUUAGACAAUUAUCGCUUAAAUAUUAUGAUACUCUCCGAAGAAUGAAUUAUGUAACGCCCACUUCCUAUCUUGAACUAAUUCUGACCUUUAAGAAACUAUUGGGUCAAAAGCGUAACGAAAUAAUGACCCUUAAAAAUCGAUACUUAACCGGUUUGGAGAAAUUGGAAUUUGCAGCUUCUCAAGUUGAAGUUAUGCAACAAGAAUUGACUGAUCUUCAACCUGAAUUGAUUAAAACUAGUGCUGAAACUGAAAAACUUAUGGUUAAAAUCGAACAAGAUACCGUUGAAGUUGAAGCAAAGAAGGAGGUUGUUGCUGCUGAUGAAGCUGUCGCAAACGAAGCAGCGGCAGCAGCUCAAGCCAUAAAAGACGAUUGCGAAAGUGAUUUAGCCGAAGCUAUUCCAGCUUUAGAAGCUGCAAUUAGUGCCCUAAAUACCUUAAAACCUAAUGAUAUCACUGUAGUUAAAUCGAUGAAGAAUCCGCCGACUAUUGUUAAAAUUGUUAUGGAAUCUAUUUGCGUUAUGUUAAAUAUGAAAGCGGAUAGGAAACCUGAUCCUGGUGGUUCCGGUAAAAUGAUAGAAGACUACUGGGCAGCAUCUCUACGUCUUCUAAGCGACUUGAAUUUCCUUAAUAGACUUAAAACCUACGAUAAAGAUAAUAUUCCACCUCCUAUCAUUAAAAAGAUUAGAGAUAAAUAUACGAGCAAUCCCGAUUUUGAACCGUCGGUUAUUAAAUCUGCGUCUACUGCUUGUGAAGGUCUUUGUAAAUGGGUAAAGGCUAUGGAUACGUACGACAGGAUAGCUCGAGUUGUUGCUCCGAAAAAAGCCAAAUUGGACGAAGCCGAAAGCGAACUAGCCGUUCAAAUGGAUAAAUUAAAUGCAAAAAGAGCUCAAGUGAACGAAGUAACAAGCAAACUUCAAGCUCUUAAUGAUGAAUUUGAAGCAAUGACCCAGAAAAAGAAAGAUCUUGAAGAAAAUAUUGAUCUAUGUACGAAAAAGUUGGAAAGAGCCGAGAAGCUUAUUGGUGGAUUAGGCGGAGAAAAAGACAGAUGGACGGCUAAUGCCAAAGAACUUGGAGAAAAAUAUAUUAACAUCACUGGAGACGUUUUACUAUCUUCAGCUGUUGUUGCUUAUUUAGGAGCGUUUACCGUCGACUUCCGUAAUGAACAAACGGCAAUUUGGCAUAAAAUAUGCACCGAGAAAGAGAUUCCAUGCUCUGAAAUAUUUUCAUUAAAUGCAACUCUAGGAGAACCCGUUAAAAUUCGAGCUUGGAACAUAGCUGGUCUCCCAGUAGAUUCUUUCUCAGUUGAGAAUGGUAUCAUCGUUGCUAAUUCUAGGCGUUGGCCAUUGAUGAUUGAUCCUCAAGGUCAAGCUAAUAAAUGGGUCAAAAAUAUGGAAAAAUCAAAUAAAUUGAAUGUUGUUAAGUUAACUGAUGCAAAUUAUAUUAGAACUUUGGAGAACGCUAUCACUUUUGGCCAACCAGUAUUGAUUGAAAAUGUUGGUGAAGAAUUGGAUCCUAUCCUUGAGCCUGUUCUUCAGAAGUUAACUUUCAGACAACAGGGUGUCGACUAUAUCAAAUUAGGAGAUAACAGUAUUGAAUACUCAAAAGAUUUCCGUCUCUACAUGACAACAGUUUUAAGAAAUCCUCAUUAUUUACCCGAGGUCAGCGUCAAAGUAUGCUUAUUGAACUUUAUGAUAACACCUCAAGGAUUAGAAGACCAAUUGUUGGGUAUUGUCGCUGCUAAAGAAAAACCCGAAUUGGAAGAGAAAAAGAACGAGUUAAUUGUUGAAAGUGCGGCAAAUAAGAAACAAUUGAAAGAAAUUGAAGAUAACAUUCUGGAGGUUCUUAGUUCUUCUCAAGGCAAUAUUCUAGAAGAUGAAAAAGCAAUUAAAAUCUUAUCUUCAUCCAAAAAUCUCUCAGAGCAGAUUUCUGCUAAACAAGAAAUAGCAGCAACAACAGAAAUUCAAAUUGAUCAAACCAGAAAUGGAUAUAAACCUGUAGCUGUCCAUUCUUCCAUUCUAUUCUUCUGCAUAUCGGAUUUAUCAAAUAUUGAACCUAUGUAUCAGUAUUCUCUUGUUUGGUUUAUUAAUUUAUACCUGCAGUCCAUCGCAAAUUCAGAACCAUCGACAGACUUAGAGACUAGAAUAGAGAAUUUAAAUGAACAUUUUUCCGAUAGCAUCUACAAAAAUGUCUGUAGAUCUUUAUUUGAAAAGGAUAAGCUACUCUUUUCCUUUUUACUGUGUAUCGGAAUACUUAAAGGAAGAGGUCAAAUUGACGAUACGGUAUGGAGAUUCCUACUUACUGGAGGAGUUGCAUUAGAAAAUCCUCAUCCAAAUCCAGCCUCCGAUUGGCUCAUUGAUAAAUCAUGGUCGGAAAUUGUUCGUGCUUCAGAUCUGCCGAACUUGAAAAAUUUUAUGGAGCACGUCAAGGAUAAUAUUAAUGAAUGGAAGGCGAUGUACGAUUCAGCCGAUCCGCAAGCUUUUAAAUAUCCAUCGCCCUAUGAUAUCCUGUCUGGUUUGGAUAGAAUCGUUGUAUUAAGAAUGUUUAGACCUGAUAAGAUCGUACCAGCGGUUCAACAGUUCAUUGUUGAACACCUGGGACAGUCAUAUAUUGAACCACCUACGUUUGAUCUACCUGGAUCGUAUAAUGACUCAAAUUGCUGCGCUCCUCUUAUAUUUGUUCUAUCUCCUGGUGCAGAUCCAAUGAACGCCUUACUUAAAUUUGCCGAAGAUAAAGGAUACUCAGGAAAUAAGAUAAAGACUAUUUCCUUAGGACAGGGUCAAGGUCCAAUUGCAUCGGGUAUGAUAGAUGAGGCUUUGAAGAAUGGAUCCUGGGUUGUAUUACAAAAUUGCCAUCUCGCAACCAGUUGGAUGCCUAAACUAGAAAAGAUCUGCGAGGAAGUAAUUAUACCGGAAAAUACCCAUAAGGACUUCAGAUUGUGGCUAACGAGUUAUCCAUCCGAUGAUUUCCCAGUUUCAAUAUUGCAGAAUGGAGUGAAGAUGACGAACGAACCUCCUAAAGGCUUAAGAGCAAAUCUAUUAAGAUCAUACCUAAACGAUCCUGUUUCCGAUUCGUCCUAUUUCAACGGAGGUGGAGAACCUCACAGAUUCCAUAAAAUGCUUUUCGGACUCUGCUUCUUCCACGCUUUAGUACAAGAGAGACGAAAGUUUGGACCUUUAGGAUGGAACAUACCGUACGAAUUUAACGAAUCCGAUUUAAGAAUUUCGUUAACACAAUUGCGAAUGUUUUUAACCGAUUACGAAGAACUUCCUCUCGAAGCUCUCCUUUACCUUACAGGAGAAUGUAAUUACGGAGGAAGAGUCACUGAUGACAAGGAUCGUCGUCUUCUUAACUCUCUACUAGGACUAUUCUACUGUAAUGAAAUUAUUGAUAUCGAAUCCUACAAAUUUUCCGCUUCCGGGAUAUAUUUUGCUCCUAAAGAUGGAACUUAUAGAUCGUACGUUGAUUAUAUCCGCGGUUUGCCUCUUAUUCCUCAUCCCGAAGUAUUUGGUCUACACGAAAACGCUGAUAUUACUAAAGAUAAUAAGGAAACUAGCCAAUUAUUUGACAGCAUUCUCCUAACACUUCCAAGACAGACUGGAGGCGCGGGCAAGUCACCAGGCGAAACUAUUCUCGAUUUAGCAGCUGAUAUCUUGUCAAAACUACCAGCCGAUUUCGAUAUGGAAGCCGUAAUUAAGAAAUAUCCCGUUAUAUAUACAGAAAGUAUGAAUACGGUACUAAGACAAGAACUAAUCCGAUUUAAUCGAUUAACUCGAGUGGUGAGAAGUACACUUAUUAACCUACAAAAGGCCAUUAAAGGUUUAGUCGUUAUGUCGGCUGAACUUGAAGAAAUAUUCGAUAGUAUGCUAGUCGGUAAAGUACCUGCCGUUUGGGCAGCAAAAAGCUAUCCAUCUCUAAAACCUUUGGGUGGUUACGUUAGCGACUUUUUAGCUAGAUUAAAAUUCUUUCAAGAUUGGAUUGAAAACGGCACUCCAACUACUUUUUGGGUAUCCGGUUUCUAUUUUACGCAAUCCUUCUUUACAGGAGUGUCGCAGAACUACGCUCGUAGAUAUAAAAUACCAAUUGAUCAUCUAGGCUUUGAAUUUCAAGUUAUGAGCGAAGAAAAAGAAAUGAAAGAGAAACCACAAGAUGGAGCUUAUAUCUAUGGUUUAUUUAUCGAGGGUGCAAGGUGGGACAGAGAUACUAUGGUAAUAGCUGAAUCGCAUCCGAAAAUUCUAUACGAUACAAUACCAAUUAUUUGGCUCAAACCGGGCGAGGUCUCAAAAUUCGAAAAAAGGCCAAUCUACGACUGUCCAGUAUAUAAAACUUCAGCCAGAAGAGGCACUUUAUCAACAACUGGUCACUCUACUAAUUUUGUCCUAUGGUUGCAAUUACCAUCUAAUAAACCUCAACAACACUGGAUUAAUAGGGGUGUGGCUGCUCUAUGUCAACUGGACGAUUGAUUACAAAUAUACAUAUAUACAUUUACAUAUAUAAAAACAUUUAUAAAUUAUAUUAUUAUUUUUUGUUCCUAUUUUGCACAAAGAAAACGAUUUAUGAAUAUUCAUAAAGCAUCAAAGUGUAUACAUAUAUAUAUAUAUAUAUAUACUAAUAUUUAUUAAUAUAUUGUAUUAAGUAUACACUGCAUACGUUAUGUAUUUAUAUGAUACAUACAUUUGUCCCAUUCCCUCUCUCUCUCUCUCUUCUUGCUAAGGCACAUAAAAUAGGAGAAAAAGAAUUUUCCCUUUUACAUUUGUUGUUUGCAUUUUUUUUUUAAAAAAACAAAAAUUUUUACUUUACCAAUACUAGUAAACAACUACUAAACCAUGAAAUAAAUACAACAAUAUUCAUUACGUCAAAUAUUUUAAUUACUACUACAACUACUAUUUCUACUACUAUGUUCAAACUAUUACGAAUGUUUGAUUACUGAUGUUUUGCACAUAAAGCAACUCUCU